Messenger RNA from Wasmannia auropunctata (little fire ant), 3096 nucleotides. RefSeq names its product eukaryotic translation initiation factor 2A (gene eIF2A). Lineage: Eukaryota; Metazoa; Arthropoda; Insecta; Hymenoptera; Formicidae. The transcript has 12 exons. Gene Ontology annotation, molecular function: tRNA binding; translation initiation factor activity; protein binding. Gene Ontology annotation, biological process: translational initiation. The record is from RefSeq and is a predicted model, not a curated record. The coding region runs from base 246 to 1970 and encodes 574 amino acids. Gene Ontology annotation, cellular component: cytosolic small ribosomal subunit.
CUGAAAAAAAUAUAUAUAAAUCGGUACACUCGGGCGCCGUAAACACCGCGCUUUUACACGUCUGAAGUUGGAUCCAGUUGGAUCAGUCGCUGCGCGGCGCGGCUCUCGCUCGUAGCCGGAAGGAACGGUCGAUAGUGCCCAACUUCAGACGGAACGGCGUGGAUCAUCGUCGUGCUCGUCGUGCGGCACCGCAUCGACCACAUGGUGACGGCGGCAGGUGACGGUGGGUGACGGUGGAUAUUAAAAUGGCUUCGUCCGUACCCUGUGUCGCUGUGAGAGGGUCCAAUGGUAUAAAUCUAGCGUACGGUCCACCGUCCUAUGAAUCGGUCAAAACAUUUCCCAAAGAUGACAGCAAAAAUUGCAAGACCAUGCUCUUCAGCCCGGACGGUCAGUACUUUGCGUGGUCUAAUGGAUCCAAGGUUAAAAUCGUCCUGUGCAAGACGUGGCAGGUUAUCGUGGAAAUCCAAAGACCUAAAAUUUGUGCUCUUAAAUUCUCCAGUUACAGCAAUUACCUCGCGACUUGGGAACCAUCCUUUGUAACAAAAGAAGAACCUCAAGGAUCACAAAAUUUUCACAUAUGGAAGUCUGAAACAGGUGAACCAGUUCAGCAUCUCAUCCAGAAGAGAUCGGGAGAUUGGGAACCGCAGUGGUCGAGUGACGAAACGUUCUAUGGAAUAUUGAAAGGAGGAAAUGUUCUUUUAUAUGAAAAUAACAACUUCGAUAGAUAUGUACACAAAAUAGGUAAAGGCAACAUUGCCAAAUUUAGUAUAGCACCUGGUAACGCUCCCUAUCAUAUUCUCUGCCAUAUGCCAGGAAGCGCCGGUCAACCUUCCUUUGGAAGAUUAUUUAAAUAUCCAAAGUUCGAGAUUGGAGAAGCGAUCGCAAGCAAAAGCUUUUUUCAAGCAGACAAAGUCGAUAUGUAUUGGAAUCAAUCUGGAACAAAUGUUUUAUUGAUGACAAAUACGGAAGUUGAUAAGACCGGCGCGUCGUAUUAUGGAAAACAGACAUUGCAUCAUCUCAACACAAAAGGGGAGACUUCUAUGGUUAUGCUCAGUAAAGAAGGUCCUAUACAUGCAGUGGAAUGGUCUCCCAGGAACACAGAAUUCUGUGUGACAUACGGCUUUAUGCCGUCUAAAACAACGUUAUUUAAUUGUAAAUGCGAAGCUGUCUUUGAAUUCGGCAUGUUGUACAGAAAUAGUAUAUAUUAUAAUCCACAUGGCAACAUAUUGCUUUUGGCUGGGUUUGGUAAUCUUAGGAGCGGCAUCGAAUUAUGGGAUGUCAUUAACAGAAAACUCAUUGCUAAAACUGAUGCACCGGACACCACGCUGUUGCGAUGGUCACCAGACGGUGAACAUUUCAUGACUGCAACUACAGCACCUAGAUUACGAAUUACCAAUGGAUUUAAGAUUUGGCAUUAUACCGGCUCGCUAAUAUAUCAACGACCAUGGAAUAACCAAGAGGAACUUUGGGAAGUGGCGUGGCAAAGUUUCCCUUCGAACGUCUUCCCACAGAAACCUAUUAGUUACAAAGCAGUUGAGGGUAUUGUCACUAAUCAUGAGCAGUCACAAGCACCAAAAGAAGCAUAUAGACCACCAUGUGCCAGAGGGCAAAAUAUUACAUUUAAAUUGCAUGACGAUCUUGAGGCGCCUUCUAAAUCAAUGGAAUCAAAUCCAUCAAAAGCUGCAUUAAAAAUGAAGAAAAAACGGGAAGCAAAGAAAGCUAAUAAAGAGUUAGAGUCUAACAAUCCUGCUGUUAGUGAACACGUUACAAGCACAACAGCGAGCCUAAAGAUAGAACUAACUGACGAUCCUGAAAAAAACAAAAAAAUUAAAAAAAUAACAAGCAAAUUAGAUCAAAUUUCUAAAUUGAAAGAGCAGUUGAAAGCAGGAAAACAAUUAGAAAUCAAUCAAUUAGACAAGAUUAAAAAGGAAGAUGAAUUGCUAAAAGAACUUGAAGAACUUACUUUAUGAUAAAUCAUACAAAUAUUAAAAAGAAUUAACUCGUUAAAUAAAAAGCGCUAUAACAGAAUGACUUUUUUGAAGUAAAACGAUAUCAAGAGACAUGAAUGAAAAAUGAUCAAAUUGUUCAAUGCAGCUCUGCAACUUGAUAAAAACAACGAGAUUAUAUUAUGAGAAAUUUUGGAUGAAAGACCGAAUCUCUCUCUCUUUCGUCAGUUAUCGAUUGAUAUUGAAUCCAGGAAUUGUGUUCGUAUGCAUAAAUAAUUAUAUUAAUUUUAAUCAACAGAGAACUCUGCUAAUGGUACCGUAUUCAGUACUAUUAGAGGACUACUUAUAUAUUUCUCCUGAUUUUGUUAUUAAUAUAAAUAGAGAGAUGAUGAUAGAGAUAGUUGUAGUGUUUAUACUACCAAUCUUAAAUCAUUAUGUGCAGUUGAAUAAUCAUUAUCGAAUUAACGAAAGUUACUUACGGACUGAAAGUUUAUCAAAUCUUUUCCGAAAUGUGUUCCCGACGACAUGAGAAUGUAAUAUUGUUGCAAUUUGUUCUGUUUAAUUUUUUUCCACGAGAAAUUAAUUUUAGAAUUGGAAGUUUUACAACAACAAACAUUUAGAGUAGUAGAUUUUGCAUUUAAAUCAUCUUUUCAUUUUGCGCAUUUAUAUAGGAACACUACUGUCUGCAAUUGAAAAUUACAGUUCAGAUAAAGAUAUCGGUUACUAGAAAUUUCUGAAAAAGAAACUGUUGUAUAUUUAAAAUUUGUUUCGGCACAUAUUAUUAUUUUGAUUAUGUUCUACUUUGCCAUUUGUUCUUUCUUAUGUACGAUAUUUUUACAUAAAAAAUUUAAGUUGCAAUAUUUUUGUAUUAUAUCAAUAUUGGGGUAUAAAUUCUUCUUGUAAUUUUUAACAUUUAUGGACAUAAAUAUAAUUACCGUAAUGUAUUAUUAAGUAUAAAUAAAGCAUUGGAACAUACAUUUUUCCAAAGUGAUAAAAUCUGUUCAGCUGAAUGCACUGCACUUCAAGAAUAAUAUAUAAGAAUGACGCAUCAAUGAGAAUCUUAUAUAAACAGGAAUAGGAACUACACUUGUUAUGUACAGUGAGAUGAGAUUUAUGGAAAUAAAUUCUUAAAGAAAUUGUUGUUCGAAUA